AUGGACCCCAAACACUCUCCUCCAUCAAUCAAUAAGAAUUCCACCAUUUUGAGAAUCUGUACCUCUCUAUUCUCCACCAUUUUCACUCUCUACAUUCUGAUUCUACUCUACUUCCCAGCUUUUUGUCAUGGACUUUUUUCCUUGCCAGUUCUAUUUUUUAUCUCAAUUAUCUUACUCUAUCUUCUCCGGCUCGGUGCAAGUCAAGAAGCCCAAAAGGAAGCGGGAUCCUAUUCGACGCGGAAAUUAUUGCCGCAGAAUGAAGAAUUUUCUGAUAAUGAUCUCUACCGGGUCUGGAAUGAAUCUGAAAGUACCCCGAGCCCGAAUUCGAAUCCUGGUCCCAAUUUUUUGGCUGAUUUUUUUGUGGAAUGGAACGUGAGGGCUCCGCUGGAGGUUAUACAUGAAUCCGUUCACUCGGCAUGCCUCCGUCCAACUGGACGGAGGCAUUUGUCCAUGCCUCCGUCCAAGUGGACGGAGGCAUGGACAAAUACCUCCGUGCACUCAUGCCUCCUCCUUGGACGGAGGCAUAGCAUUUCUCCAUGCCUCCGUCCAAGUGGAGGCAUGGAGAAAUGGCUCCGUAUACUAUUCAUUUUCGCCCUCCGUCUCGCACGAUUGGUGUCUCUGUAUUGGGGAAUCGAAGAAGGUGAUGAGGGGCUUCGUGACAGCUUUCUAAGGGAAGAAAUUAAAGAUUUACCUGGUGUUCAUGCGGGAUAG
Molecule: messenger RNA, 711 nt
Organism: Fraxinus pennsylvanica
Lineage: Eukaryota; Viridiplantae; Streptophyta; Magnoliopsida; Lamiales; Oleaceae
Source: the annotation of a GenBank genome assembly